UUGAAGAGAGAAAGAAAUGGAUAUGUCUGACCCCAAUUUUUGGACUGUGCUCUCAAACUUUACUUUGCCUCAUUUGAGGAGUGGGAACAGGCUUCGACGAACACAAAGUUGCCGAACAAGCAACCGGAAAAGCUUGAUAGGCAAUGGGCAGUCACCAGCGUUGCCUCGACCGCACUCACCUCUCUCUGCUCAUGCAGGAAAUAGCCCUCAAGAUAGUCCAAGAAAUUUCUCCCCCAGUGCCUCAGCCCAUUUUUCAUUUGCACGGAGGACGGAUGGACGCCGCUGGUCACUGGCCUCUCUCCCCUCCUCUGGCUAUGGGACAAACACACCCAGCUCUACAGUCUCUUCAUCCUGUUCCUCCCAGGAGAAGUUGCAUCAGUUACCAUAUCAACCAACGCCAGAUGAAUUACACUUCUUAUCGAAACAUUUUUGUACCACCGAAAGCAUCGCCACUGAGAACAGAUGCAGGAACACACCCAUGCGCCCCCGUUCCCGAAGUCUGAGCCCUGGACGUUCUCCCGCCUGCUGUGACCAUGAAAUAAUUAUGAUGAACCAUGUCUACAAAGAAAGGUUCCCAAAGGCUACAGCUCAGAUGGAAGAACGUCUAAAAGAAAUUAUCACCAGCUACUCUCCUGACAACGUUCUUCCCCUAGCAGAUGGAGUGCUUAGUUUCACUCACCAUCAGAUUAUUGAACUGGCUCGAGAUUGCUUGGAUAAAUCCCACCAGGGUCUCAUCACCUCACGAUACUUCCUUGAAUUACAGCACAAAUUAGAUAAAUUGCUACAGGAGGAAUUUGAUCCUGAAGAAUUUUACUACCUAUUGGAAGCAGCAGAAGGCCAUGCAAAAGAAGGACAGGGUAUUAAAACUGACAUUCCCAGGUACAUCAUUAGCCAACUGGGACUCAAUAAGGAUCCUUUGGAAGAAAGUGGAGAGCUGGCAUUUAUUAAACAACUAGUCCGAAAGAUCCUAAUUGUUAUUGCCCGCCCUGCUCGGUUAUUAGAGUGCCUGAGCUCUAAUGCUUCCCUGAAACUUCGAAGGAAACCUCGGGAAAGUGAUUUUGAAACGAUUAAAUUGAUCAGCAAUGGAGCCUAUGGGGCAGUCUACUUUGUUCGGCAUAAGGAAUCCCGGCAGAGGUUUGCCAUGAAGAAGAUUAAUAAGCAGAACCUCAUCCUAAGAAACCAGAUCCAGCAGGCUUUUGUGGAACGGGAUAUCCUGACUUUUGCAGAAAACCCCUUUGUCGUCAGCAUGUAUUGCUCCUUUGAAACAAGGCGCCAUUUGUGCAUGGUCAUGGAAUAUGUGGAAGGAGGAGAUUGUGCUACCUUAAUGAAAAACAUGGGUCCUCUCCCUGUGGAUAUGGCCAGGAUGUACUUUGCUGAGACAGUCUUGGCCUUGGAAUAUCUGCAUAAUUAUGGAAUUGUACACAGGGAUUUGAAACCAGACAACUUGUUGGUCACCUCCAUGGGGCACAUAAAGCUGACAGAUUUUGGACUAUCUAAAGUGGGACUAAUGAGCAUGACUACCAAUCUUUAUGAGGGUCAUAUUGAGAAGGAUGCUCGUGAGUUCCUGGAUAAACAGGUCUGUGGCACACCUGAAUACAUUGCACCAGAAGUGAUUCUGAGGCAGGGCUACGGGAAGCCGGUGGACUGGUGGGCCAUGGGGAUCAUCCUCUAUGAAUUUCUGGUUGGAUGCGUGCCAUUCUUUGGGGACACUCCAGAAGAGCUAUUUGGACAAGUCAUCAGUGAUGAGAUCAACUGGCCUGAAAAGGAUGAGGCCCCCCCACCAGACGCCCAGGAUCUGAUUACCUUGCUUCUCAGGCAGAAUCCCUUGGAGAGGCUGGGAACAGGUGGUGCAUAUGAAGUCAAACAGCAUCGGUUCUUCCGUUCGUUAGACUGGAACAGUUUGCUGAGACAGAAGGCAGAAUUCAUUCCCCAACUGGAAUCUGAGGAUGACACCAGUUAUUUUGAUACGCGGUCAGAGAAGUAUCAUCAUAUGGAAACGGAGGAAGAAGAUGACACAAACGAUGAAGACUUUAAUGUGGAAAUAAGGCAGUUUUCUUCUUGUUCACAUAGAUUUUCAAAAGUUUUCAGCAGUAUAGAUCGAAUAACUCAGAAUUCAGGAGAAGAAAAGGAAGACUCAGGAGACAAAACCAAAAGCACAACCUUGCCAUCCACGGAAACAUUAAGCUGGAGUUCAGAAUACUCUGAAAUGCAACAGUUGUCAACCUCCAACUCUUCAGACACUGAAAGCAACAGACGUAAACUCAGCUCUGGCCUGCUUCCCAAACUGGCUAUUUCAACAGAGAGAGAACAAGAUGAAGCUGCCCCCUGCCCUGGAGACCCCCGUGAGGAGCCGGAAAAGCCAGCCCUUCCUCCUGAAGAGUGUGUGCAGGAGGAGGCUGAGGUCACCACCCCCGCCAGCACCAUCAGCAGCUCCACCCUGUCAGUUGGCAGUUUUUCAGAGCACUUGGAUCAGAUAAAUGGACGGAGCGAGUGUGUGGACAGUACAGAUAAUUCCUCAAAGCCAUCCAGUGACCCCGCCUCUCACAUGGCUCGACAGCGAUUAGAAAGCACAGAAAAAAAGAAACUCUCGGGGAAAGUCACAAAGUCCCUCUCUGCCAGUGCUCUGUCCCUCGUGAUCCCAGGAGAUAUGUUUGCUGUCUCCCCACUGGGAAGUCCAAUGUCUCCCCAUUCCCUGUCCUCGGACCCUUCUUCUUCGCGGGAUUCCUCUCCCAGCCGAGACUCUUCCGCAGCUUCUGCCAGUCCUCAUCAGCCCAUCGUGAUCCACAGUUCAGGGAAGAACUAUGGCUUCACCAUCAGAGCCAUCCGGGUAUACGUGGGAGACAGUGACAUCUAUACAGUGCACCAUAUCGUUUGGAAUGUAGAAGAAGGAAGUCCAGCGUGCCAGGCAGGACUGAAGGCUGGGGAUCUGAUCACGCACAUCAAUGGAGAACCGGUGCACGGACUCGUCCACACAGAAGUUAUAGAGCUCCUGCUAAAGAGUGGAAAUAAGGUGUCAAUCACUACUACUCCUUUUGAAAACACGUCAAUCAAAACAGGACCAGCCAGGAGAAAUAGCUAUAAGAGCCGGAUGGUGAGGCGGAGCAAGAAAUCUAAGAAGAAAGAAAGUCUAGAAAGGAGGAGAUCUCUUUUCAAAAAGCUAGCCAAGCAGCCUUCUCCGUUACUCCACACCAGCCGGAGUUUCUCCUGCUUGAACCGAUCGCUGUCGUCAGGAGAGAGCCUGCCAGGGUCCCCCACGCACAGUGUGUCUCCCAGGUCUCCCACGCCAAGCUAUCGCUCCCCGUCCGACUUCCCAUCUGGUACUAAUUCCUCCCAGAGCAGCUCCCCAAGUUCAAGUGCUCCCAAUUCCCCAGCGGGGUCAGGGCACAUCCGGCCCAGCACCCUCCACGGUCUGGCCCCCAAACUCGGAGGGCAGCGGUACCGCUCCGGAAGGCGUAAGUCGGCUGGCAACAUCCCGCUCUCCCCGCUGGCCCGGACACCCUCUCCAACCCCCCAGCCCACCUCUCCUCAGCGGUCCCCAUCCCCUCUUUUGGGACACUCCCUCGGCAAUUCCAAGAUCACACAAGCCUUUCCCAGCAAGAUGCACUCCCCUCCCACCAUCGUCAGACAUGUCGUGAGGCCCAAGAGCGCAGAGCCCCCGAGGUCCCCCCUGCUCAAGCGCGUGCAGUCCGAGGAGAAGCUGUCGCCCUCCUACAGCAGCGACAAGAAGCACCUGUGCUCCCGCAAGCACAGCCUGGAGGUGACCCAGGAGGAGGUGCAGCGGGAGCAGUCCCAGAGGGAGGCCACGCUGCAGAGCCUGGAGGAGAACGUGUGUGACCCGCCGCCCCUGAGCCGCGCCCGGCCGGUGGAGCAAGGCUGCCUGAAACGCCCGGUCUCCCGGAAGCUGGGCCGGCAGGAGUCUGUGGAUGAGCUGGACCGGGACAAGAUGAAGGCCAAGGUGGUGGUGAAGAAACCGGAUGGAUUCCCCGACAAACAAGAAUCCCACCAGAAAUCCCAUGGACUUGGGAGUGAUUUGGAAAACCUUGCUAUCUUUAAGCUAGAAGAGAGAGAAAAGAAAAUCUAUCCGAAGGCUUUAGAAAGGUCACAUCAUUUUGAAAACAAGGCGGCCAUGCAGGAAGCGCAGUCUCUGGGCAGUCUGCUGAAGGACGCGCUGCACAAGCAGGCCAGCGUGCGCGCCAGCGAGGGCGCGGCGGCGGACAGCGCGGUGGGCGGCUCUGGCCUGGCACACGGGGAGCACAGCCAGGGCGCCGGGGACUUCAAACGGGCCCCUGCUCCUGGCACCCUCCAGGAUGGUCUCUGUCACUGUGUCGACAGGUCCCCCUCCGGGAAAGGGGAAAACACGGAGAAGGCCAAGGAACUUCUCCGAUGUGAGAAGUUAGACAGCAAGCUGGCCAAUAUCGAUUACCUCCGAAGGAAGAUGUCACUUGAAGACAAAGAUGACAGCCUUUGCCCUGUGGUGAAGCCCAAGAUGACAGCUAGUUCCCACGAAUGCCUGCCAGGGAACUCCGUCCGGCCCACGGGUGGGCAGCAGGAGCCCCCUCCAGCCUCUGAGAGCCGAGCCUUUAUCAGCAGCACCCACGCAGCCCAGAUCAGUGCUGUCUCUUUUGUUCCCCUCAAGGGCUUAGCUGGCCGGGUGGACGGCGGAGCGGAGAAGCCAGGCUUGGUUGCCCCUGAGUCCCCUGUCAGGAAAAGCCCCUCCGAGUACAAGCUGGAAGGCAGGUCUGUUUCAUGCCUGAAGCCAAUUGAGGGCACUUUGGACAUUGCUCUCCUGUCUGGACCUCAGGCCUCCAAGACAGAGCUGCCUUCACCAGAGCCUGCACAGAGUCCCAGCCCAGGUGGUGACGUGGGGCCUUCUGUGCCACCAGCUCUCCCUGGCAGCAGCAAGAAAAAGGGAGAAACUACUAAUCCAAGAGAGCCUUCUCCUGCCAGCUUAAAGAUGAAUAAAUCCCAUCUGCUCGAGUCUCGGUUUCUGCCCCCAAGCCGGGGUCUCCAGAAUUCCCCAGCAGCUCCUCUGCCUGACCCAGAAGUAAAGCGGGACAAAGUUUCCCAUCCUGCUGCCAGGAGCCCGGUGACAGUCGUGGGAAAUGAUCCCCAAUGGAGAGAGAGUGGCCCGCCCAAACACCAAGACCACACCACCGACACCAAGCUCCUCCCCUGCCCAGGGCAGAGCCUCCACGGUGCUGGCCCGGCCAGGCCACGUGGCCCACUCCCACCCGAAGGUACCUCUUCCAGGGAGAAGCCAGGCCUGAGGGAAUCAUCUGAAAGGGGCCCUUCCACAGCCAGAAGCGAGUGGUCUGCUGCAAGGGCUGAUGUAUGCAGAGGCCCCUCCCUGGAGCCAUACCUGCCGGAAACUGCUAAAAGCAGUGACAACUCCAGAAAUCUCCCCUCUGUGGGAAGGACCCACCCAGAUUUCUCCAUGCAGCCCCAGGCCGUGGAGAAAGCAUGGGGGCCUUGUGGGAAAACAAGCCACAGAGAUGGCCAGGAUGAGGUGAGGCUCCUGGCCAGAGAGGAUUCUUUGCAGUCAGCUGGGCUUCCUUGUGAGAAGCAGCUGGGCAAAGGGAGAAGCGGCACAGAACCCAAGCCUGAAGCCCCUCCUACCAGGCCAUCUCUGCAGCCACCUGGAGUUGACAGUGGGAAAAGCGAAAAGGUCUCCAGUUUCUCAUCUUUGCAGAAAGAUGGUCCCAAGGACCCCGAAAGGAAAGAACCGCCUCUGCAAAGGCAUCUCAGCAGUAACCCUCAGCAACCCCUGACCACCAAAGAACUGCCCAGCUUGGCCUCCUGGCAGCACUGCAGUUCGCCAAGCCAUGCUUCCAGCAGAGAGCUGGGGACCAAGCCCAGUGCUUCAGAACCCAGCCCAGGCCCCCCAGACCCUCCCAAGCCUGCUGCUUUGCCCAGUGAAAGCAGCAGCCACAAGCCCCGGCUGGGCCCUGACCCAGGGCCUCCCAAGUCUAAGCAUGCAGACAAGUCUCUCUCCUCACAGAAACCAAGCAUCGGGGCUGCGAAGGGCAAAGAACCUGUCACUCAGCCGCUCGGUGGCUCUAGCCGAGAGGGGAAGGGCAGCGGUAAGGGUGAGUUGGAUGUGUUCCCUGCCAUCCCAGGCUCCCCGAACAAAGCUAGUGAUGCGAUUGGCCAGGGAGAAAGUAGGCCCUCUGUCGCACUGCACACUGAAAGGGGUCCUCCAGACACCGCGCCGAAACCCACCAGUGGUGGGCGGCCGCCGGAGAUGCCGGAGAAGCCCGCACAUUUGCCGAGGCAAGGACCCCCAGGGAUUAGCGAGUCAGUGGAGCAGAAACUUUCCACUGUCAGUGAAACACAAAAUCUAUCUCCAAAGCACCCCAAACCAUCCACUGUGAAAGAUUGCCUCCCUUUGUGCAGACAGACAGACAAAAGCCCAAGUCAGGAGGCCACCGCCACUGACAGGAAGUCUGAAGGGAAGAAAUGCACAGAAGCACUUUAUGGCCCAGCAGACAGCGAGAAGCUCGAGGCCAGCCCUUGCCGCGUGCACGGGGAGACCUGGCUGCAAGGCGCCGAGAGGCCGGCCGCAGCGGUGGGGAAGGGCUUCCCAGAGGCCACAGGGAAAGGGCUCGGUCCCCAGAAACCAUUGGCUGAGGCAGGCAAGCCCAGCAGCAUGAAACGGUCACCCUCGGCCACGGGGCAGAGUUCUUUGCGAUCAGCUGCUCUCCUGGAAAAGUCUCUGAGCUAUUCCUCCAGCUUUCCUGAAGCCAGGCCAGCAGUUCGAGAGGCCCUCACAACCAACGGCGACACCUCUUCUGCCAAGGCCAAUGGGGGCACAGUUGAGCCCCCAGCCCCCAGCAAUAGGGACCAUAGGAAGUGUCAGUUGGCGGGUGAUGGCAGAACCCAAAUGACAAAGAGUGACUCUUUGCCAUCCUUCCGGAUCUCCAGCACCACUCCGGAGUCACACCACCCUGACCCAAACGUGCCCGGCGGAGCCAGCCACCGGGACAGGGCGCUCUCUGUAACUGCCUCCGCAGGAGAAACCAAAGGGAAGGAGCCUCCCCCGGCUAGGAAACAGAAUGCGGGCAGAGAAGUGACCAAGCCCUUGCCAGCCCCAAACACUGACCGCCCCAUCGCCCUUUCUUCUGAGAAGGACUUUGUGGUACGGCAGAGGCGGGGGAAAGAGAGUUUGCGCAGCAGCCCUCACAAAAAGGCCUCGUAACGGGGCAGGCCCUGGGGCUGGACUGUGGGGACCCGGCCUGAAUGCGCGACUGUGUCUUGACUACCUUUCGAAACCAGCACUGUGUGGGGACGUCCGCCAGGCAGAGCGCGGAGCCUCAUUGAGGAAGGAGAGAGAGAGACGGAAAGAGGGGACCUUCUUCCAGAUGCCUUCCCAGUUGUAACCAGUAAAACUGUUACCAGAUAGUGUUUGUAC
Molecule: messenger RNA, 7408 nt
Organism: Propithecus coquereli (Coquerel's sifaka)
Lineage: Eukaryota; Metazoa; Chordata; Mammalia; Primates; Indriidae
Product: microtubule-associated serine/threonine-protein kinase 4-like
Exons: 25
Coding region: 17-7195 (2392 amino acids)
Biological process (GO): peptidyl-serine phosphorylation; intracellular signal transduction
Molecular function (GO): protein serine/threonine kinase activity; protein binding; ATP binding
Source: RefSeq, a predicted model, not a curated record